Ectocarpus siliculosus is the source of this 1133-nucleotide messenger RNA. The record is from the annotation of a GenBank genome assembly. NCBI's taxonomy places the organism in Eukaryota, Phaeophyceae, Ectocarpales, Ectocarpaceae.
CAUUUGCACCUCUGCCAUCCCGCCCUCCUGGGCACCCGUCUUGUAUUCCUGCGCCAGUGAUAUUCAGUGGCGGCAGCAGUGGAGCUUUGAAGCUGUGUGUGUCCGUGUCAGCCGUCUGCCGUCGGUCGACAACCCACAGCACAGCACACGCUUAUUGCGCCGCAUCUGCAAGUCCCCGAGGUAUAUUGCUCCGCACGCCGCACUGCCGUUGGGUUUGCCUACGUGCAUCUCUCAUGCCCCCUGUGAGACUGCUGGCACUGACUGUCUGCGGCUGCCUUACCUCUGCUCUACGGAGACCUGUACGUCCCCAGCUGCACCGCUGCCACUAUCACCAACACCAAUAUCCAACCUCAUCAUCCGCGGUUCACGGCCUUCAUUUCAAGAGCAUGGCGUCAACAAAUGCGAGCCCUAUCACUGCUGGAACAACAACAUGUAGCAGAGAGAGCAGUGGCAGCGUCGAAGGAUCCGCUUCGCUCGGCCUCGACACCCCUGCCGGGGUAUAUCGGUAUCUCCGUGGUCGAUGGGGACUCGAGAAGACUAUCGACUACAAGGCCGGGGGAAUGGCGGGGACCUGGAGAGGAGUCGCAACUUUCUCCCCCAAACAACAGCAAGCUUGCGACGGCAGCAACACAAAAGAAGAAGGAGAACAAAACCACGAUGGUGAUGGUCAAGACGAGAUGGACCACAGCUCUCUACUCUUUCUGCGCUACAGGGAACAGGGAACCUUUCGAGUGAACGGCGAGGGCGCCGGCUUCGAAGCCGGGCAGCGGCUGGUCUACGACUGCAGCGGCCCCGUCGUGCGCGUUCACUUCGUCGACGACCCGAAAAAGCCCGAUGCUCUCCGAUUUUUUCACGAACUCGACUUUCAAACAGCAAGCCCGUACGAGACAACGGCAGGGGCUGGAACGGGCGGGGAGGCAGGCGGUACGGGGGUGGCGGCGGCAGGGGCUAGUUUUGCGCCGCCGCCGCCUCGAGCGGAGUUUGAGCACCUGUGUGUCCGAGACAUGUACAGGGGGAAGGUGGAGGUGGCCGGGCCAAACGAGUUCAAGACGAGUUGGCACGUUACGGGGCCGCAGAAGGAUGGCCGCAUAAACGCCACCUUUAAACGAAGACUAUCCCAGGAAGACGAUUGA